GUUGUGAAACGUUUUGAUAUAAAAAAAGAGUGUUUUGUUUUGCAGGGUUCGAAGAAUGAGAACAAACAGGGUAAAAACAGUCCUAAUAUUUGGAGUUCUUGGUCUGUUGGUUUUCCAUCUCUGGAAAUAUGUUUUUACUCACCAUGCAACCAACCACUUACAAGUGAAUGUGAGAAGGGAGGACAGUCAAAAGACUAACUCCUUUGUUUAUUCUUGGCCAAAAUGUCAACAAAAUAUGUCUGCUGCCAACAUCAUAGGGUUCAGCUCUCUUUCUGGAGAUAUCCAAGACUUUCUCUAUUAUCAACACUGUCGCCAUUUCCCCAUGCUACUGGACCUUCCUGACAAAUGUGGAGGAGCUGAUAAUUCUGCAGAAGUCUUCCUUCUGCUGGUCAUUAAAAGCUCCCCUGUGAACUACGACCGCCGAGAAGUGCUGCGUAAAACCUGGGCUAAAGAGAGGUUACACAAUGGUGUGUGGAUCCGAAGGAUCUUCCUCUCAGGAACGAUGGAUACUGGUUUUGAGAAAGAGAGACUGAAUAAACUACUUGAACUGGAGCAGCGAGAGUACAAUGACAUCAUCCAAUGGGACUUCAAUGAAGGAUUCUUCAACCUCACCUUGAAGCAGAUACUGUUCCUGGAAUGGAUGGAAAGAAACUGUCCAAACGCUCGCUUCCUGCUAAAUGGCGAUGAUGACGUCUUUGCCAACACAGACAUCAUGGUUGAGUAUCUCCAAGGCCUCAAGGACAACAAUGGAAGCAAGCACCUCUUUACCGGCCAUCUGAUCCAGGACCAAGGGCCUGUUCGAUGGACAAAGAGCAAGUACUAUGUCCCAGUUCAGGUGCAGGAGUCAGACUCAUACCCUCCUUACUGUGGGGGUGGGGGCUUCCUCUUAUCUGGUUAUACAGCUUUGGUCAUAUACAAUGUGUCACAGUCCAUUACCAUUCAUCCAAUUGACGAUGUUUACAUGGGAAUGUGUCUGGCCAAAGCAGGACUUGGCCCUGCUUCCCACAUGGGCUUCAAGACUUUUGGACUGCACAUCCCCUCAAAGAAAGUAGAUCUAUAUGACCCUUGUUAUUAUAGAGAACUUUUAUUGGUACACAGAUUCCUACCAGCUACAAUGUAUUUUAUGUGGCACAAAAUAGAUGAUCCAAAUCUGAAAUGUGGUAUUAAUAGACACUCUCUCUAG
This is a messenger RNA of Sebastes umbrosus (honeycomb rockfish), 1183 nucleotides long. RefSeq names its product N-acetyllactosaminide beta-1,3-N-acetylglucosaminyltransferase 3-like. The transcript has a single exon. Gene Ontology annotation, cellular component: membrane. Bases 56 to 1183 code for a protein of 375 amino acids. Lineage: Eukaryota; Metazoa; Chordata; Actinopteri; Perciformes; Sebastidae. Gene Ontology annotation, molecular function: hexosyltransferase activity. The record is from RefSeq and is a predicted model, not a curated record.